Acanthisitta chloris (rifleman) is the source of this 1311-nucleotide messenger RNA. It is a transcript of the gene RUNDC1, whose product is annotated as RUN domain containing 1. The transcript is spliced from 4 exons. The annotation marks the transcript as partial. The record is from RefSeq and is a predicted model, not a curated record. Lineage: Eukaryota; Metazoa; Chordata; Aves; Passeriformes; Acanthisittidae.
GGUGAGCAAGAGAAGCAGGAGCAAAUUGAGGUCCAGAAGGAGAAGCAGAGAGAACUGAUCUUGCAGCUCAAGACACAGCUGGAUGACCUGGAGACUUUUGCUUACCAAGAGGGCAGCUAUGAUUCUCUGCCACAGUCUGUGGUUAUGGAAAGACAACGGAUGAUUAUAAAUGAGUUGAUAAAGAAGCUGGACAUGGACUUAAGUGAAGAUAUUGCAACGCUGUCCCCAGAGGAACUGCGGCAGCGUGUGGAUGCUGCCAUAGCACAGAUCGUGAACCCAGCCAGGGUGAAGGAGCAGCUGGUGGAACAACUGAAGACCCAGAUAAGGGACCUCGAAAUGUUCAUCAACUUCAUCCAGGAUGAAGGUGGAAGUUCUGGCAAGGUGGAAGAUGGACACUGUGACUGCGGGGGCUCCUACAAACCCAGCACCCAGCCACUUGGGAACAGAGUGAACCCAGAAGACGCCAGGAGGAUGCGGGAAACAGGCCUGCAGCUCAUGCGCCGCGUGCUGGCUGUGCUGCAGAUCUUUGCUGUCAGCCAGUUUGGCUGUGCCACAGGUCAGAUCCCUCGCACCCUCUGGCAGAAGGACCAAGACAACAAGGACUUCUCGCCCUUAAUUAAGAAACUGGAGUUGUCGGUGGAGCGGGUGAGGCAGCUUGCCCUGAAACACCAGCAGGCAGAGCACGUUAUCUCUUCUGAGCUGCAGGACGUUCCCCUGGGGGGCAGAGACGAGCUGACCCUGGCUGUGCGCAGGGAGCUGACUGUCGCUCUGCGGGACCUGAUGGCUCACGGGCUCUACGCCUCCUCCCAAGGCAUGAGCCUGGUGUUGGCACCCAUCGCGUGCUUGAUUCCUGCGUUCACCCCUUCGCCGCAGACCAUGCACCCCUGGGAGCUCUUUGUCAAGUAUUACAACGCUAAGAACGGACAGGCCUUCGUGGAGUCCCCAGCGCGUAAGCUUUCCCAGUCCUUCGCCCUGCCCGUGACGGGAGCAGUGGCCACCACCCCCAAGCAGAGCCUGCUGACAGCUAUCCACACGGUGCUGACGGAGCACAGCCCCUUCAAGCGGAGUGCGGACUCGGAGCUGAAGGCGCUGGUGUGCAUGGCGCUGAACGAGCAGCGUCUGGUCUCCUGGCUCAACCUCAUCUGCAAGUCUGGAGCUCUGGUGCAGUCCCACUACCAGCCCUGGAGCUACAUGGCCCACACAGGCUUCGAGGGUGCACUCACCCUCCUCAGCCGCCUGAGCAACUUGAAGUUCAACCUCCCGGUUGACCUGGCUGUUCGGCAGCUGAAAAACAUCAAAGAUGCUUUUUGA